GUCUCCCUCCCUGUCUCUCCCCGCCCACCCCUGCAGCCUGUGGAGUUGAAGAAGGCGUCUGAGGCUAAACAGAAACUCUGAAGACCUGCAGCCCUGAUCAUCUGUUCCUGCAGUCUACAAGCCCACCUUCUCAGGACCAACGUGUCAAUACCAAGUCAGACCGCUAGGCGGAGACAGCUGAAUUUUGGGGGAGCUGGUCGGAUCCUCCAGGUGCUGCAAGAGUGAACGAAUCAUCCAAAAGAUCAAUGAAUUAAGCUAAUCGUUUAAAAGGUCAGUGAGCGAUAUUGGUGCUGCAAGCUCCACUAGAAAAUGAACGAACCACUCGCUCGAUGAAUUGACGAUUGAGCUCCCUGGAUCUACUCAUUUUAUCCUCUAAAUCGAUUGGCCUGAUUUAAAGAUGUUUCUCCUGACUGCAGGGCGUGUUGGCAGCCUUCUGUCCAGACGGGCUCUGACCCUCAACACCCUCAACACCACCCGCACGGCCAGCCACGAACACGAGGUGUCUGAGCAGACCGACAUGUCUCUCCCCAUGUACUGGGACCGCCUGGACGUGCCCCUGCCUGACAAGCCCUACAGGGACGUCCUGAGCCCUGCAGACAAGACCCUCAAGCAGAAGGAACAGGGCUCCUGGAAGCAGCUCUCCAACCAGGAGAAGAUCGCCUUGUACAGGCUGAUGUUUAACCAGACGUACCCAGAGAUGAAGCAGCCUACAGGGGAGUGGAAGAGCGUGCUGGGUGGCAUGUUCAUCUUCCUGGGCCUCACCGGCCUGGUGGUGCUCUGGCAGCGUUACUAUGUGUACCCGCCCCGCCCCGUCUCCCUGGAGGAAGAGUGGCAGCAGAAACAGCUGCAGCGGAUGUUGGACAUGAGGAUCAACCCAGUCGAAGGAUUCUCUGCCAAGUGGGACUACGAGAAGGGCCAAUGGAAAUAGAGCGGGGCGGGGCCAGCCGGGCCUGGACCUAUCACCUGUGAGGGGAAAGUGAACCUGUUCCUGGAGCAACUUCCUUCGCCCUGCCGCCUCUACACCCUCCUAUCCCGUAAUAGUAGCUGUGCAUUGCCGUGGCGUUCUCAUAACCUCUCGUCCUUUUGUUGAUGAAAAAUGCAGGUGCUUCUUUUUUCUCUUCCUCCCUCUACUGUCCUUCAGUCUGUAUCUCCUCCACCACCUCCCUCCUCUCCUCCUCCCCCUCCCUCCCUUUUCCUAGUAUUUUCUCAGGUGCGUUGCCCUGGUAACGUGUUCAUAGGUGUGUUGUGUGGUGUAACAGCAUUUUUCUGGCAUUGUACUUGUGUGUUUGACACCUUCAUAACUGAAAUAUCACCGUGUUGAAUGUAACAGUCCAGACGGUCAGUGACAAUAAAAUGUUCUUGGUUGUAAA
Messenger RNA from Osmerus eperlanus (European smelt), 1370 nucleotides. Its product is annotated as cytochrome c oxidase subunit 4 isoform 2, mitochondrial. The transcript is spliced from 7 exons. The record is from RefSeq and is a predicted model, not a curated record. NCBI's taxonomy places the organism in Eukaryota, Metazoa, Chordata, Actinopteri, Osmeriformes, Osmeridae. Gene Ontology annotation, biological process: mitochondrial electron transport, cytochrome c to oxygen. The coding region runs from base 398 to 928 and encodes 176 amino acids.